AGCCACCUUCGCUCGAGCUGCCUGAAGUUGUGCGCAGUGCAGCGGGCGCCAUGCGGCAUCCUGUCCGUUGUCUGGGCGUGUCGGAGUGAGCGGGUCUCUGGUAGAUGCCCACCUGCGGCCGGGUCCGAACGCUGUGCUGCGGUGGUGGUCAAGCGGUUCUGUGUGCGGCCGCCGGCGCCAGCUGCUUGGCCGGAACCCACCCUCGUUCUGGUUCAUGGCGCGGCAGCAGCUCCGCGUGCUCGCAGCAGCUCCGCUCCUCUGGCGCCUUCGGCGGCAGCUGCGUGCCAGGACCCAGUCGGCUUGGGGGUCGCGGGCUGUUCGCCGUGAGGCAGCUCUCGCCGGGGCAGCGGCUUUUCAGCGAGCAGGCCGUUCUUGACAGUGUCGCCUCGGACGAGGUGCUGAGGGCAGUGUUCUCCGAGCCGCUGCCCCCUGGCGCCGUGAGCGGCUCGGAACCGAUUUGGGGCCUCGCCGCUAAUUUCGUCCUGGCCCUGUCCGCGAGCGCCGCGGCGGGGGACCAGGUGCCUUCUGAGAGCUGCAGCUUCGGCGCGCUGAGGGACUUCCACCGCCCGCCACAAGAGCACGGGGGCGAGGCGCCGGGGCUGGCGCUGUGCCGGGCGCACGGGCAGCAUCUCCACGAUGCCAUGCUCCCCGCGGCCAGGGCGGCGGUGACGGCCGAGGUCCUGGCGGACCUGCUGCACGUGACGCGACUGAAUGCGCACAACGUGCGGGUGGUUCGCCAGGCAGACUCCACGGGCGAGUCUGCCCAGACUCGUGAGAUGGGGUUGGGGCUCUUCUUUCAGCUGCACCUCGCUAAUCAUAGCUGCGUGCCGAACGCGUACUUCUCGGCGAGGCACGGGGCGGAAGGGCACAUGUCUGUGAUGACAUUAUUCGCGAUACGGCCAGUGGCAGAAGGCGAAGAAGUUCACAUUUCGUACAUUGGGGCUCAGGUGCCGUUUGAACGCUGUUGUAUGGCUCCUUCCAGAUGGCGAUCGUGAAGGUUAGGAUGAGAUCAUUGUUGCCCUGGUGCUUUACGGUUUGUGUUCAGUGGCUAUUGUCCUACGGUGAUUUGGACUGUUGCGAUGUUCUCGGUCUGCCAUGAUGUACGUGGACGCUGCUGGAUCCUAUUGUUCGGGGCCCACGCUUGUGAUCAUGUGUGUCGAGCCCUCUGUGUUCUGCGCGCUCGCCCUCUUUUUCGCCUGCCGCUUCCUCAGGACCGCACGGGCCGGGCUGGAGCUCGACCCGCAAUCGCGCUCGAUUGCAAAAGCGAGCCCGCACGUCGGUCUGGCUUCUUUGCCGCUGCGGCGAGGGGCGAUGCAGGCCUUGGGCCCCGCAGCAGGCCUUGGGCGAAAGGCUGGCACCCUAGCGGGCCCUGGAAAAGGCAGGGCCGUUUUGUUACCGGUUCCGUUUUGCCGCUUUUUUGCCGGUUCCGACGCCGUUUUCUUACCGGUGCCGUCGCCGUCCGGCUCCAGUUCCGAUCAUGGAGCCGUUUUUGUUGCCGUUUCCGGUCGCCGUUUUUUUGCCGCUUCCAUUUUCAAGGGACAUUUUCUUGUGGAUACGGUGAAAAAACGGCUGUGCCGUUUCCGGGGCCCACAAAGGUUGGCACCCCGAUCACCUCGCUGUCUCCACCAUACCGAGAUUCUGGAAGCCAGGCGCUUGCGGGCACGCACGGGGCGGCGCAGGCGCGCAAAGCGUGCAUCGAAGGAGCGAGGACCCUUGGCAUCGGUCGGACGCGUGCACGUUUUUUUUUUCCUCGGCGAGGAUCACCCUGCAGGAGAAACGUCGCGCAGUAAACCGCGCAAUGCGCGGGGGAUGGGCCCCCGAGCGAUGGGAAGAGACGCCGUAAAAAUCCAGACCCCUUCAUGACCAAGCGCGUUUCGGUUUGGGCCACUGGACCUCGAUGCUGGCGUCGGCUUCCGACGCCCUGGCGCGGGGCUAGGCGACCGAGCCACCGCGCGCACGCGGACGCCAACUGCCACGGGCGCCGCCACCGGGGCCGGGGGUGCCAUCCUGGAUCGUUACGGUUCGCACGCGUGCCCCGGCAUGGAUCGAUUAGACGUCAAGGGUGACCUUUCGCCGGAGUGACCUUUGGUGCGGGCCCACCGGGGCCCCCCGAUCGCCGAGCGCGAUGCGACAGUAGCGCCUUGCGCGCCCGUGUUUGGCCCCCCCUCGGCCCCCAAAAAGCCGCGCACCAAAGGUCACUCUUACCCAGGGCCACUCCUGCGUGUAGCCGAAUGGAGACUGUUAGAUCCUACUGUGCGUUUGUGUGUGUGUGGAGCCCCGGGUUCUCCUUGCUGUGUCCAUGCGUGCCUGCUUUCUCCUGCUGCCCCUAGCCCGGAUGGGCGUCGUGCUCGCGCAGACGGUGGGCCGACUCUUUUGCCCCGCGCAUCGACGGGCGCACCCUCCUCUUCCCUGUCGAGGCACGGCGCAGGGUGCUGCUGCGGCAGUUCGGCUUCGUGUGCGGGUGCCCGCGCUGUGAGGAGGAGCGCGCCGCUCUCGAGAAAGAGAUCUGCGCCGUG
Messenger RNA from Prorocentrum cordatum, 2516 nucleotides. NCBI's taxonomy places the organism in Eukaryota, Dinophyceae, Prorocentrales, Prorocentraceae. The record is from the annotation of a GenBank genome assembly.